Molecule: messenger RNA, 4021 nt
Organism: Mirounga angustirostris (Northern elephant seal)
Lineage: Eukaryota; Metazoa; Chordata; Mammalia; Carnivora; Phocidae
Gene: CPOX
Product: coproporphyrinogen oxidase
Exons: 11
Coding region: 736-2073 (445 amino acids)
Cellular component (GO): cytoplasm
Molecular function (GO): coproporphyrinogen oxidase activity
Source: RefSeq, a predicted model, not a curated record
GUGGGGGUGGGGGGCCGUCGCGGGGGCGGGGGUGCGGACGCCCCCUUUCGCCCCCUUUCGCCGCGGAGGGACUAAAGCCCGGGCCCUGCGGCCAGGCGCGGGCCAGGGCAGAAAACCCCGAACGGAUAUUUAUGAUUCCCUCCUGUCAUUUGUCAUUCUGCAAUCAGCCACUGUAUGCGGCUGCACAGUUGGACGUUUCCAGGGCGUUGCCGUUAUAAAUGCCACUGUUUUACAAAGUGGGAUCAUGAGAUGAUCAUCUGUUAUGUGUGUCACAGCAGGAAAGGGGUAAGAAGAGAGCAGAUGAACCAGAUCUCCUCUUCAUUUUAUAGGUGAAGAACAGAGGUUCAGUGAGGUAAAUUAAGAAUAGAAGUUGCUAAGCCCAAUAAUGAACUGAAUCAGACCAGAAGUUGGACGUGACCAGAAAGCCUCUUAUCUCUGCCUUCGCUUCAGCCGCCCCUCCCUCCUCUGCACCCAGUUCCCUUGUUUUGGGGCCCGCCCUUCUGGGGACUGUGGAGUCUUUAUCUCCCCGGCGCGCCCCUGCAGGCGGCGAUAGGGGCCGGACUACAGCUCCCAGCAUCCGCCGCCUCCCGCCGGCAGCCCGGGAACUGACCCGGUAGUAGCUCUUCUCCGCCAAAGGUUCCGUCUCCCAGAGCGGCUCGCCAGCUUGGGACUCCCAGGGAACUCAGGGGCAGGUCUCCGGGACGUGGGCAUUGCCAGGGGUGACAGCGCGGGAGCAUGGCCUUGCGCCUGGGCAGGCUGAGCGCGGGCUCCUGCUGGCGAGCGGCGCGGGGCGGCCGCGGAGGGCUGUGCGCUUGGCCCGGGCGCUGCACGGCCGCACGCAUCUGCCGGGCCCCGGGCGCGGCUGGCAGCGAGCAGUGCCGGGGGCUGGGGCACAUCCCUACGGCGGGAGGAGGCCCCCGGCUGGGGACCGGGCUGACCGCGGCGCUGGCCGGGCUGGCCGGGCUGGCGGGGCUGGCCGCCGCCGCCUUCGGGCACGUAGAGCGGGCGGAGAUGGUGCCCAGGAGCUCGGGGGCACGGAGCCCUUCGUCCGCGAGGCCGGAGGAGGACGAUGAGCUGACCCGCCGCUGCAGCUGCUUCAUGGCCCCUCCUGUGACCGACCUGCGCGAGCUGCGGCGGAGGCCGAGCGACAUGAAGACCAAGAUGGAGCUGCUGAUCCUGGAGACCCAGGCCCAGGUGUGCCAAGCGUUGGCACAGGUAGACGGGGGCGCCCGCUUCUGCGUGGACCGGUGGGAGAGGAAGGAAGGAGGUGGAGGCAUCAGCUGUGUACUUCAAGAUGGGCAUGUUUUUGAAAAGGCUGGGGUGAGCAUUUCUGUUGUUCAUGGGAAUCUUUCUGAGGAAGCAGCCAAACAAAUGAGAAGCCGAGGAAAAAAUCUGAAGACUAAAGAUGGUAAAUUGCCAUUUUCUGCUAUGGGUGUGAGCUCUGUUAUCCACCCCAAGAAUCCUCAUGCUCCUACUAUCCAUUUCAACUAUAGAUACUUUGAAGUAGAAGAGGCCGAUGGUAACAAGCAGUGGUGGUUUGGUGGUGGAUGUGACCUUACUCCAACAUACUUGAACCAAGAUGAUGCUGUCCAUUUUCACAGAACUCUAAAGGAGGCUUGUGACCAGCAUGGUCCUGAUCUCUACCCUAAAUUUAAAAAAUGGUGUGAUGAUUACUUCUUUAUCGUCCAUCGUGGGGAGAGGAGGGGCAUCGGGGGCAUCUUUUUUGAUGACCUUGACUCCCCAUCCAAGGAGGAAGUGUUUCGCUUUGUGCAGAGCUGCGCCCAGGCUGUCGUUCCUUCUUACAUUCCUCUUGUGAAAAAGCACCGUGAUGACUCAUUCACGCCCCAGGAGAAGCUGUGGCAGCAGCUCCGGAGAGGGCGGUAUGUAGAAUUUAACCUGUUGUAUGAUCGGGGUACAAAGUUUGGCCUCUUCACUCCAGGAUCCAGGAUUGAAAGCAUCUUGAUGUCUUUACCUUUAACUGCUCGGUGGGAGUACAUGCAUUCACCCCCGGAGAACUCCAAAGAAGCGGAAAUUCUGGAAGUUCUGCGCCAUCCGAGAGACUGGGUGCAUUGAUGCACACAGAGCGGCCUUCCUGGGGCUUGGGGGACACGGAAUGUGUGCCCCGUUCCCCGGGCUGGCAGCCUUGCCACUGUGUGGCAGUUCAUAACCACUGUCUUCGAGCUCCAGUCUUCACUCUGCAGCCUGCUUCCUUGGCAGAUGCUGACGUGUGUUUUAAGUACUGCAAGUUUGCGUUGGAAGCUGCCAGCGACAGGUGGUGGUAUGGCAGCUUGUCAGCGUCAAUUGGUUGAUAUAAAACUCAUUUAUACUUUUAGAAUCAUUUCAUAUGACUAGUUUACAAAAUAUGAAAUUGAGUUUCCAAGUGUUGCGCUAAGGAAAUCUAAAUAUAGUUUGUGUAAGGAAACUGCUCAUGCUAUUUUCGUUUCAUAUAUUUGUUGAAGUUUUAGUUUCUGCCACAAAAAUCUGUUGUGGGAUAAAUUUUAUUUUCAUUAAUUCAGUGAGGUUGAGACUUAAUAUGUUUAGAAAGCAGCUUGAAAGGAAGGUAAAAUUUUUACUUUGUCAUGACUGAAGUUUUGUUGAUCAUGAUCUUUAUAUAUGUCUUUCUCUAGAGAUCAUAAUAUUGUAAAAUGUUCAUUUUUAUAAUGAUAUAUAGGAACACUUGAAGUUUUCUUAAUCUCUCCAUGUGUUACAAUUCAGUGAUUCCCUGUAGUUGUUAACUCUGAAGUGACAUCACUGUUAUUUAAAUAAGGGACAUCUGUGGUUCUGAUUUUUGAAGAACUAUAAUUUGUUAAUGUUGGAUUCUCUGCACUUUUGAAUGUGAGAGCUUAUAACCUUGGAGUCUGAUAUUUAAAAUUUCCUAUUCCACAUUUUUCUAUAUGGAAGUUUAGACUAAGAACAAUCCUGGGGAUGUUGUGAGUUAGGAAAUGUUUCUCAUUUGACAAAUGAGAGAUACUGUUCUUUGUUAAAGUCAACAUAACUAGUGUGAGAAGCAUGUAGGCAUUUUAUAAAUGUAUUUCUUUGGAAGGUGGACUAAUUAAAAUUGUCCUCUUUUUAAAUUAGAGAUUCUGCAGCUCUUUGCCCUUAAGAGAAAAUCACAACAGAAUUCUUAGUGUAGUUUCUUUGUUCAUAUAAUAGUAUGAAUGUAUUUUUUUGAGUGUAUUUUAUUUUACAUAAUAUAUUGAAGUUUGUAAGGAAUAGUAUCUUCCCACAUAUUAUUAAGCAUUAUCUUGAAAUAUGUUAAAUGUAUAUGAUUGUGUGUGACUCUUUAGGCCUGGAAAAUAUAUGAAUUCUUCAACUAUCUUACAACAGAUCCACUGAUAAAUUUUACUAUGAAAUAUGACUAAGAAAUGUUUGUAUUUUUCAUUUUUUAAAGGAUAAUUGAUAUAAGGAUUAUAAAUAUUUUUUAGUACUAAAACCAUGGUUCCUCAUUCCUAGGUAUUCUACCCAGGAAAAAUAGAAGUUUUGCACUCAGAUUUCCAUAGCAGCUUUAUUCACAAUAGGCAAAACUUAGAAACAACAGAAAUGCCCAUUAACAGAUGACUGGAUAAACAGAUGAUGUAUCAGGAUGUGAAAAUACUACUCAUUAGUGAAAAGGAACAACUACUUGGGCGAAUAGUAAAAUGGCAUUACGCCAAGUGAAAGAAACCAGACACAAAAGAGAACUCACUGUAUGACUAUGCUAUGUGAAAACCUAGAAAAGCCAAAAUUCAAACAAGAGAAAGGCGUCCGUGGUUGCUAGGGCUAGGACUAGGGAAUUGAUUGGGAAGGGAGCAAAAGAAUAUUUUGAGGGGAUGGAAAUGUUCUUUAUAUGGAUUGUGGUAGUGCUUACCAGACUGUUUACAUGUAUCAAAACUCGACCUUGGCACUUAAAAUCAUGGAAUUUUAUUGUAUAUGUGAUUUAUACUUUAAUAAAGUUGAUUAAAUGAAAAAAUACAAGCAUAUAGGAACAAAUGUUCAAAUAAACCUCAGUUUACUUUUUACAAUAAAAAUCUCUUGGCAUAUA